GCUAAGCCCUGUUAGGUCAAACCCGAGUGUGAGGGAAAGAGAAGCUCCCAAACGUAAACGUCAAACGCGCUUUGAGUUCGGGAGGAAUCAACCGUAGAAACAAUAUUUAAAGCAUUGUUAGUAGUGAAAACGUUCAAUUUGGUUUUCUUGGAAGUCCAAUAACAGUUCAAUUAAAACAAAACUUAUAAUCACGUUAAUUACGUACUAUUUACCGAGUAUUAGUUGGUUAUUUGUUGCUGUUCAAGAUAUAGAACUCUAACCUCACAUAGUGAAAAACGAAGUCCUGAAAAAAUACGGUCUAUUCCUCGAACACUGCAAAAUGGCAGCGGUUAUUCGGCUUAAAAGACGGGUCGAUGAGGAUCCACUAAAUGCAUUUGUGCUCAACUGUAAAAAGCAGCGAACAGAUUUAGGUGCUGAUUUAUUGAGCCCUGAAGGAAACGGAAGUGGAGCAUCCAACGAAACAUCUACAGUGCUCAAGUUUGCUGGAACGUUCGCAAAAGCAGACAAUAUUUCAUCACAUCUUCAGCAGCGUCUCACGAAAAAAGAAGCCGAGGAAGCAAUAUCCCGUGUGCAUCGUCCUGCAAUUGUUUCCAGAAAUCGUGCAGUUGCGCGUCAGAAUGCCCAGAACAACCGGUUUCGUAUAGUAAAUUGUACCCGCUCUCUUACUCAAACUGAUGGUGCUGAAGGAACCACAAUCGUGGAUGUGGAAAGGGAAAUAACUGACUCUGGGUCUGCAGUCGCUGCUGGAACGGUGCCUGUUGUCAGCUCUGCCACAGUCGGUAGUGAAAAUGGAUCCGUAUGUAAACCUCAGCCUCGUGCGGCUAUGCGGGAGGAACCGGACUAUGUGUACGAUUUGUAUGUCGCCGAUGACAGCGACCAACAGACGCGCAUUCCCUACAUUCCGGACAAUUUGGACGACAUCAGUGUUGCUAUCUAUGAUGAUCCGCUCUAUUCGAGUCAUCGUGGCGGCGAAGGCGGUUAUACGGACGAUGAAGAUUCGGAAGAUUCAAACGACGAAAAUAAUUGGCGUAAUGAUUACCCGGAUGAGGACGCUGAUGUUUUCGGUGAAGGAAAUAGCAUUGACGAGGACGAUAUGAGGCGAGCGGUGGAGGAUUUUGAUUUCGAAGGAGAUCGAGAGUUAUCAUCCGACGAUGAAGAUCUCGCUUAUUUUGAAAAUAAUCCACCUGCGUAUCCCCCGGAUUAUGAUGAAGAUGAGUUUUGUGAGGAGGAUAAUGCUGGGCUAAAUCCGAGCGAUGUUGCCCGGUUCGGAACGGCCUAUGCUAAAUAUAAGGCGCGCAUUAUGAAGCAUAUUGAUAAGAAACAGAAUUCCGAUCAGUACGACUCGGAGAUUGAUUGCGGUGAUGAUGGUCGAUCAGACGAUGAUAGUGAGAGUGAGAAUUUUGAUCUUUAUGAUUAGUUUUUCCGAAAGUACUAUGAAAACAAUGUAUAUAGAAAAAGUUA
Wyeomyia smithii (pitcher-plant mosquito) is the source of this 1461-nucleotide messenger RNA. RefSeq names its product probable RNA polymerase II nuclear localization protein SLC7A6OS (gene fs(2)ltoPP43). The coding region runs from base 320 to 1417 and encodes 365 amino acids. NCBI's taxonomy places the organism in Eukaryota, Metazoa, Arthropoda, Insecta, Diptera, Culicidae. The record is from RefSeq and is a predicted model, not a curated record. Gene Ontology annotation, biological process: developmental process. The transcript is spliced from 4 exons.